Didymodactylos carnosus is the source of this 1236-nucleotide messenger RNA. Lineage: Eukaryota; Metazoa; Rotifera; Eurotatoria; Philodinida; Philodinidae. The record is from the annotation of a GenBank genome assembly.
AUGGAGGAAACCAAAGCCCAGAAUUAUAUUGUUGAUGUUAAUGAUCAAUUGCUACGCAUUGGGACCGAUAUUGAAAAACUGAAAAGAUCAGGGACAUUUCAAACUUCCCGUGUUGAUGAUUUAUCAACAAAAUUAAAUGGUAUUGGUGAAAAUCUUCGUAUGCUCAAUGUUUGCACAGAGACUGAUAUGCCCCGUGUUGUACCAAAAUUUGAAAUAUCUUUCCGGAACAAAACUAACAAUGAUACUUUCGCUAAAAAGAUCGAAAAUAAAGUUAUUAGAAAUAAAUUAGAUAGUCGACUCCCUUUCAGUCAAACUGAAAAUUGUAACCCAUCAAUAGAUGCUACCUCAAACAUUCGUACAGAAGGUGCAGCACAUGUUAACAGAAACGAUAGUGAUGAUGACGAGGAUGAAUCAUCUUCGCAUUCUUCGUUUACUUCUCAAACCUGUAACAACGUUAAUUUUAAAACACAUACAAGUAUAAAAACUUGUGUUACAGUAGAUCGAAUUGCUAGCGAUGGUGAAAAUAUUUUAUUUACUUCAAAAGGGAAACCAGAUGUUCUAGUUUAUCAUUUCCUAAAUCAGGAUCUAGUUGAAUGCAAGCAUACGUGGCCUCAUCCACCUGUAUCCGAUGUCAUAUGGUGUGAAAAAAUCAAGCAGUACCUGUGUGCAGCACUCAAUGGUAUAUAUAGCGUGACAUAUACAAAUAAAUUUAAAAUUGAACAGGUAGUGAAUGGUAAUUGGGCAUUUGUGAGGAUAUCAUGUAAUCAUGACCACAUCUGGAUUUGGAUGAAUACCAAUAUUGGAAACUUUAACGGUAUUAAUCUUUAUUCAUAUUCAUUUCAACAUAUGAAAACAAUCGACUUUAAUAAUCGUCGUAUAGGAAGAUUUGUCGAUAACUGCGAAAGCUUCUGUGUCCACAAUCAAGUAUUUGCGUCUCUGUGUGUUCGCAAAAGUAAAAAUAGUCGAGAAGUAUUUUAUGUUACGUUUUGCGAUUUAAAUAUGAAGAAAAUACGUUCAAUUCCACUGGGCGAAUACGCUGCUAACACUGAAAUUCGAAGUGAUGUUAACGGACGUUUUUUUGUUUCAACAGGGAUGAAAAAACUCUGGGUAGUUAAAGUUUCUGGUGAAAAACAAUUUGUUAAACUUCAGAAUAAUUCAUGCACAAUAGCUAUACUGAACGAAAAAGAACUAGUUGUUGGCACUGAUAAGAACAUGAUAGAGUAUCUUAAGAGCUAG